Messenger RNA from Ceratosolen solmsi marchali, 3549 nucleotides. It is a transcript of the gene siz, whose product is annotated as Brefeldin-resistant Arf-GEF family protein schizo. Gene Ontology annotation, molecular function: guanyl-nucleotide exchange factor activity. The coding region runs from base 57 to 3512 and encodes 1151 amino acids. NCBI's taxonomy places the organism in Eukaryota, Metazoa, Arthropoda, Insecta, Hymenoptera, Agaonidae. Gene Ontology annotation, biological process: regulation of ARF protein signal transduction; actin cytoskeleton organization. The record is from RefSeq and is a predicted model, not a curated record. The transcript has 10 exons.
ACGCGCGCGCGCGCGCGCGCCGAUUCUUUUAACGGACAUUCGCCGAGGUUAGAAGGAUGAGUGCGGUGCUCCAGCAGCAGCAGCAGCAGCAGCAGCAGCAGCAGCAGCAGCAGCAGCAGCAGCAGCGGCAGAGCACCGUUGAGAGAGAGCUCGAGGACGUGGACGCGAUGAUCGAAGAGAAGAACCAGUUGAUUAAUCACCAGUACGCGGAGAUCGAGAGGCUGCAGCGCGAGCUCACGGAGGUCAUCAGCGAACGGGACGCGCUUCUCUGCGACGUCUCGAAAUUCAAGUUCGAGCUCGAGAUGGCCGACCUCAAGAGGCUGCAGGACGACAGCUUCCCACAGAAGAUGGAACGGCUGGGGAAGGGCCAGACGGGCGUCUGCGGAUACUCGUCCUCGGUGGCACAGCCUGCGCUGUCCUCGUCCUACAUGACGGGCCAGUACAUGUACAGCCAGAACUACGCGCACGGCCCGUAUCCCCAACAGUAUCAGCAGCACGGCAACUACGGCCAGGCCCAGAGCUACGGGCCCCAUGUCCAGGCCUACGGCGGCGGUCAGCCAAUGCAGUCGCCCUACCAGCAGGGCUGCCACAAGAAGUCCUCCAUGCGCAACGGGGACGUGAUGAAGCGGUGCCGACUGCAGGCCGCGUACGAGCUGUCGCAGGAUUUGCUCGAUAAGCAGAUCGAAAUGCUGGAGCGUAAGUACGGAGGUGUGAAGGCGCGCAACGCCGCGUUGACGAUUCAGCGGGCGUUUCGGCGCUACACGCUCCUAAAGAAAUUCGCCGCGAUCACGGCUAUGGCCAAGGCUGAGAAGCGGCUGAGCCGUAAGCUCCAGGAUGCGGCGGACCGUCAGGACCUCCAGGAGCAGCGACUCGCUUAUCAUAACCAGGUCUACGUGCAGCAACCUCAACACCAGCAGCAGCCUCAGCAUCACCAGCAACAGCAGCAACACCAUCACCAUCAUCAUCUACAACAACAACAACAACAACAACAGUCGCCGCUUAACCGGCCGACGCCCACGCGUAGCAUGUCUUUGAGGGAGAGGCGGCACGCGGGUGCCGUCGUCGUCGAUGGCUCGGCUCUCGGCUGUUCGACACCAAUGCCCAGGAGUCAAAGUGGACGCUGCGAGAUACAAAUCACCGCUCACCAGAACCAGGUCACGAGUCACGGGGCUCACCAGCUGGUGAAUCACAGCGCCCACUCCAGCGGUAGGCACACGCCGUCGCUCACGUCGAGUCCUUGCGGCAGACAUCAGCAACAGCAGCAGCAACAGCAACAGCAACAACAACAACAACAACAACAACAGCAGCAGCAGCAGCAGCAGCAGCAACCACCGCCUAGUCCUUGUUGGGAGUCAAGUUCGCAGGAAAGCGGCUCCAGCAUUCAUUACUAUAAUCCUCAGGAUACGCUGUGCGGACUGAGACAGGAGACGCCGCCGCGCGACGUACACCGCAUGACGCCAUGCACGUCGCCCUCGGCGCCUUCGAGCCUCCAGACGCAGAUGCAGCAGCAGCAGAAUUGGUCGAGCAGCACCUCGCAGUUGAGCACCUCGAGCGGGGGCAGGUCGACCGGCAGGGCCUCGACCGGCUCCUGCGGCAAGAAGGUGCCGCCCGAAGUGCCCAAGAGGACAUCCUCCAUCACCUCGAGGUCCAUGGAGCAGAGGCACAACGGCCUCAGCAAGAGCGUGGAGAACGGGAGCCUCAGCUCGGUCCAGAGCUCCGGCAGCGACUCGACCAAUUGCGAGAGUUCCGAGGGUGACGCGCAGAGGGCAUCGCCCGUGUGGAAGCACAAGCCAAUCUCGAGCUCACCGGAACAUCAAGAGAUGGUCCACGCCAACGAUAGCGGCGCUAUGCUAAACAGCGCAAAGGACCUCGGACACUCGCACGCUUCCUCGAGCUAUCAGUUGCCCAUGAUGGAUCACGCCGAGACUAUGUCCCAGACGAGCUACAAGGUCUCGGAGACGGUGCGCAAGCGCCAGUAUCGCGUGGGCCUGAAUCUAUUUAACAAGAAGCCCGAGCGCGGCAUCAACUAUCUCAUACGACGUGGCUUCCUCGAAAACUCGCCCCAGGGCGUCGCGCGCUUCCUUAUCAGCCGGAAGGGCCUUUCCAAGCAGAUGAUUGGCGAGUACCUCGGCAAUCUCCAGAGCUCCUUCAACAUGGCCGUGCUCGAGUGUUUCUCCCACGAAUUGGACUUGGCGGGAAUGCAGGUGGACGUGGCGUUGAGAAAGUUCCAGGCCUACUUCCGCAUGCCCGGCGAGGCACAGAAGAUCGAGCGACUGAUGGAGGUGUUCAGUCAGCGCUAUUGCCAGUGCAAUCCCGAGGUGGUGUCGAGACUCCGCUCCCCGGACACGGUCUUCGUUCUCGCGUUCGCCAUCAUCAUGCUCAACACGGACCUCCACACACCGAACCUCAAGCCCGAGCGUCGCAUGCGCGUCGAGGACUUCAUGAAGAACCUACGCGGCAUCGACGACUGCGGCGACAUCGACAAGGACAUUCUCGUGGGCAUUUACGAGCGAGUCAAGGCCAACGAGUUCAAGCCCGGCUCAGAUCACGUCACGCAGGUGAUGAAGGUCCAGGCGACGAUCGUCGGCAAGAAACCCAACAUGGCGCUGCCCCAUCGUCGGCUCGUCUGCUAUUGCCGGCUUUACGAGAUACCCGACAUCCACAAGAAGGAGCGACCGGGCGUCCACCAGCGCGAGGUCUUUCUCUUCAACGAUCUCCUCGUCGUCACCAAGAUACUCAGCAAGAAAAAGAGCAGCGUCACCUACACCUUCAGGCAGAGCUUCCCACUUUGCGGUAUGGUCGUCACGCUGUUCGAGGUCUCUCAUUAUCCUUACGGCAUUCGACUCACGCAGCGCGUCGACAAUAAGGUACUAGUCACGUUCAACGCUCGUAACGAGCACGACCGCUGCAAGUUCGUGGAGGACCUCAGGGAGUCCAUCAGCGAGAUGGACGAGAUGGAGACGCUGAGAAUAGAAACGGAGCUAGAGAGGCAGAAGAGCAGCAGGGGCACGCGCAGCAGCACCGAGAAUCGCGACUCCGGUGUCGCGGACGUUGAGGUUUGCCCGUAUCCGGGUCCUUGCUCCGAGAGGUCCGAGGUCAUCGACAUGGACUCGCAGCUCAAGCGAUCCGCGCUAAGCAACUCGCUACUCGACAUACACGAACAAUUCGCUGGCGAAAAACCGCAGCGCCGAGGUAGCGUCGGCUCCCUGGACAGCGGCAUGUCAAUAUCGUUUCAAUCGACGUCCGCGAGCUCAAUGAGCCAGGGCGCAAAGGGAGUAACGAUGGCGGGAGGACAUCAAAUGCUCGUUCACGGACUACAUCCUGGGACCGCGAUUCCAGGCGGUACCAAGAGCACGUCUAUAGCCCAGCAGCCCUCCUUCCUUGGCAGCCUCUUCAAUAAGCGCGAGCGCAAGCUCUCCCACACCGAGGACCCGACGACAGUGUCCUUGGCGGCUGGGACUGUAUCGGUACCCGGACAAGCCGUCCCUUACGGCCGUACCACCGAAGUCUAGCCGCAACUCAACUGUACAUCAUCAUCGUUUUCAUCCU